CUGUUGCAUUGCACCUGCUCUUCCCUAAAACCCAGGCAGCCAUAGUAGCCUGCCUGCUGUCAGCCCUUCCACCUCGCUUCUUGAGCAAAUCUCUGUCUGCAUGAAUUUCAUACCCGCAGAGACGAUCGUGAGAGACUCUGUCUACCAACAAUAUCCUCUCUACCAGAUAUUACGACGACUCAGGGACAUAUCACUCUACACUCUGCACUCGACUUUCGUACUCGUACUAACUCAUGUGCGGCAUAUGGACACCUACAUGCGUAUCCUCCAUACCUCCACAAAGCUCCUCCCUCCACAGCUCCUCUAAAUAGAGCAUGCCAGCGUCCUUUCCUGCUCGAACCGGAAUGAAAUUCGACAGUCUGCGACCUUCGUUGAGUCUGUACCAAUAACCAAAAGAAAUUGAACGUCCUUGAGACGACACUGCCUCGCCCUCCUCAUGUGGACCAAUAGAGGCCGGCCAAAGAGCGCUUGUACUAGCUGCAAAACCCAGAAGAUACGCUGUUCAGGCGAUCGACCGGUUUGUUACAGAUGUGCAAGAUUGAGAAGAAACUGUGAAUACACGCCAACAGCUGCGGCGCGGUCGUUGCGCUUCGUUUCGUCUUCAGGCAAAGCGAAUAAAUCUACACCAGUUGCAGUCAAUGACGAUGUCCCGGAAAGCAAAUCCACAACCUACAGCGAUGCAGAACAGCCACUUUUAAAUCCACAUCCUCCCAUAACACCACCAGCAAGACCUCCUAUACACAAAGACACUCAGUAUCUUGGCAUAUCAGAAUCUCUGGUCUAUACUUUGGUGGAUGUCUACUUUGAGAAUGCUUACAAUGCGAACCUCCUUCUGAAUAAAGGUCGCUUCCUCGAAUCCCUCGUCGCAGGCACUGUUGCAGACCAUCUCAUCUUGAGUCUCUGUGCCUACGCAGCCAAUUUCUACCGUGACCGAAAUGGCGAAGCACCUCUACGAGACCACGGCUUUAUGAUUGAAUGGGCUAAGCGUGCCGGCUCUCUUGUUUUCCGGGACGCCGAAUCGCUGUGUGGAGAGAAUAUUGUGACCUUCUGCAUUUUGGCUACCUUUUGGUAUGCCCAGGGCUCCUGGCGACUGUCUUAUCUACAUAAAGCCAAUGCAUGCAACCUUCUUCAAGUUGCAGGUAUCUCCUUCGUCAAACAUCAUGCUCAAGAUUCCCUCGAAUCGGAGAUUCAACGGCGACGUCUUUGGUCAUGUUACUUUAUGCACUGUGCCCUCAUGGAAAAUCCUGCUUCUUUUGAGCCUAUAGCCAAUCUUUCAGAGUUGCCCCUGCCCUCGGCUGAUCCUGACUUUGAGGCUGGCUUUGUUCGCGGGCCUUUCGCCACUUUCGAGAAUGGCAGAUCUGGCGCGUCGAUUCUUGCUGAGUUGAUUCGAGGUUUCAGAUUAUGGGGCAAGGUCUUUGCACUGGUCAAGCUUCCAGAGGCCAGUGUCGCCGAUAGAUUCACCAAGAUUUAUAGUCUCGAUGACUCCUUGGUGGCCUGGUGGUCGGCAUUGAAACCUGACUACAGAUUAACUCCAGCAACAUUGCCCAGCGUGCCAUCACAUCAGCUACCUGGCGCACUCUUGAUGAACAUAACAUACCACCAGUCCAUGUGUGCGUUGCAUGCCUCCGUCGUGCCACUCUUUUCGUGGACCCCAUCGGAGAAUAACUGGGCCUCCGCGAGACAGGCCUCGGCCCAAAAGACGUAUGAGCAUGCCGUUGCGAUCUCAGACUUGAUCGCCGCCACUCUCGACGCUCAUCCCAAGCUCGCCAUGACGCAUAGCUUUAUAGCAUAUGCUGCGUACAGCGGAUGUGCAGUGCAGAUUCCCUUCACAUGGAGUUCGAAUCCGGUCAUCAAGAAACGCGCAACCACAAAUGUGAGUCAGAACAUGAGGAUGAUUCACUUGAUGACUCCAUACUGGAAAUUUGCUGCUCUACUCGAAAGGCAGUUGGGCUGUCUAUUCCGCAUUCACGAGAAAUUCUCGGUUGACCUAGAGGAUGAACCAAGAAACGUUGACAUCAGAAAGUUGAUUGGCUUCAAGAUCAAUGCUGUCGAUGCGCGCAAGUCUAUUUUAGGAUUCACUGAUAUCCUGCGAUCCAGAGAUCACGGCUAUGUAAACUCGGGGGAAGAGAAUAAUGAUCCCACAAUUCAAGAUCAGCCCGAUGAAGAUGUGCAACAACAGAUUCCAGACAAUACAUCUAUCGACCACGAAGCUCCAAAUACAGAUGUAACCAGAGUUAGGGACAUGGAUGGACGGGAAAGAAACUUGUCACUAGACUCUAUCCUUUUACAUCCAGCCGAAUCCAUGCCUCCUCUCAACUCGAAUGAAUGCGGUCCCGAUCAUCAACCACAAGCACAGGCUCCACCUUCGAGCUAUACGGAUCAACCAAGCCUAUCUGGAAUGGAACAGCAGUCAUAUGAUGUAUGGCCGCCAUUUUUCCAUCCAACCAUGCUGGAUGUUCUCCCUGAUAGUGAGAUGUUGAAUCUUCCGCAAGUCGACUUGAGUUCAGUUGAUCUAGACUAUCUCGAGCCAGAGAACUGGUUCCUGUCUACAAAUUCAAUUCCUUGAGAUCUAGUCAGAAGGAAGGCGGUCAAGUGAAUUGAAUUUUGUUUGGUGUUCAUCGAUAGGGUAG
Exophiala mesophila is the source of this 2630-nucleotide messenger RNA. RefSeq lists its product as uncharacterized. Gene Ontology annotation, molecular function: DNA binding; DNA-binding transcription factor activity, RNA polymerase II-specific; zinc ion binding. Bases 437 to 2566 code for a protein of 709 amino acids. Gene Ontology annotation, biological process: regulation of DNA-templated transcription; DNA-templated transcription. Gene Ontology annotation, cellular component: nucleus. The transcript is spliced from 7 exons. The record is from RefSeq and is a predicted model, not a curated record. NCBI's taxonomy places the organism in Eukaryota, Fungi, Ascomycota, Eurotiomycetes, Chaetothyriales, Herpotrichiellaceae.